CCUUCGUCUCCCGCUCUCCACGCAGAGACCCGGACCGUGUGAGAGACGCCGCGAGUUCUGUGCACCCUGCACUGUACGUACCGUGUACCAGUCGGGGAGCGGGCAGUAUUAUUGCGGUGAACACCACGCUGCCCUCCAAGUUCGACUCCCGCUCACGGCCACCAACACUGCUGACGAUUACCUCAGCCGCUCCUGGGCCUCCCCGUGUAGCCGUAGCGAGCAGCACCGAUGAAGGCCGGCACGGCACGCGACACCAGUGUUGGUGGCCGUGAGCGGGAAUCGAACCCUGGGUGGCAAGUGUGCCGUUGGAGCCACGCUGCGAGCUGCGUGCUGAGGAGCGCCUCUCUGCACGAAGCCUCCUGGAGCCUCUCCCGGAGCAGUCACCAUGGAGGCUCAUGGGCUGCACAGUACCUCACGCACCCUCGUGGCGCUGCUCGUGACGAGCUACGCGUUCCUCACGUCUGGGCUCACGGAGGAGAAUUUCUCCCCGAACUGGCUGGUUAACCUGGGGGGAGCCUGGGAGGUCCAACCGCCACAGGCCGGGCAGCCUCUACCUCUCGCCAAAGCGACCGUGGCUGUCCACAUCAGCGACCGGCUCGCAGAUCACGAAGCCAAGAGGGAGCCUCGAGUCGCUUCCUCUCCCAGCCAUGGCGUGGAGGUUCCCCAAGGAGGAGGAGGAGAAGACGACGACCCAGCUCCCUUAGGGUGGAAGACCUUCAUGGAGAUGCUGCACAGCAGGCCGGUGGCCAUCGCCUACGAGGUGGCGAGUGCAGGGAUCGCCCUCCUCAGCCUCGGAGUGUGGCUGAAGAAUGCAGUGUGGCGUCCGCGACCUCCUGCCAUGCCAGCGAUGGCCGUCCACACCACCAACCUCCCGAAACAAAAGGCUCGGUCGAACUUGGCCGAAAUGGUACCUCAAGCAGCUUCUUCUUUAGGCUGUUGGAUGACGGUUCCGCAAGAUGGAGAAUACCCGUCUCCCUCAAGGUGGACGACCUUGAUGAAGAUGCUGCACAGUGGGCCGGUGGCCAUCACUUACCACGUGGAGAGCACGGGGAUCACCAUUACCAGCCUAAGAGUCUGGCGGAAGAAUCAACUGUUUUAAACAGAAGUCAUCGCAACGUGGACGAGUUUAUCGAAGCCGCCACAUGAGAGGAUCCAUGUGGAAAUUGGCUCGGGGCAAGCGCCACCCCAUGAAAAUCAAGAGGACUCACAGAUCCCUCAAGACUCAGCUGGAUGGCUGCUCCAUGAUGAAUAGCUCACCAACACUUAACAGCGCACCCACCAACAGCACCACUCCUACCAACACCAGCACUCCUACCAACAGCACCACUCCUACCAACACCACCAUGACAAACCCCACCCCGACCAACAUUGCUAUCUCGACUAACACCAUCACACUUUCAAAUACCACCACCUCUACCAAUACUACCCUGACUAACACCACCACCUCUUCCACCCCUACAAACCCUACCAACAACAUCUUCUCCACCUUCACCACCACCAGGACCGACACCAUUACCCCAGCUGAGCGUGAGUGGUGUCACCUCAUGAUCAUGGCCCGCACCAAUGCCCGCUGCACUACAAUAAGCUCAAUUAUCCCUACCAGCUCAACCACCAACUCCCCCGCUCCUACCAACUCCACCACCUCGACCAAUCCCACGCCUAUCAACAUUACCUCCUCUACCCUCACUACCACUCCCAGCCACAUCACCCCAGCUGAGCAUGUGUCCAGCCUCAUGAUCAUGAGGGAAAAGAGAUCACUCUUCAUGGCCCGGAUCAAUGCCUGCUCCACCACUCCUACCAACUCCACCACCUCUACCAACCACACACCUACUAACACUACCUCCUCUACUAACCCAACCCUGACCAACAUCACUUCCUCUACCCUCACCACCACUCCUUCCCACAUCAUCACCCCAGCUGAGCGUGAGUCCCGCCUCGUGAUCAUGAGGGCAAAGAGACCACUCUUCAUGGCCCGGAUCAAUGCCUGCUCCACCACUCCUCCCAACUCCACCACCUUUAGAAUCCGCACACCUACCAACACUACCACCCCUCCCAACACCGCUACCCUGACCAAACGCAACUACUCCGACGAACACCACCACUCCUACCAAAACCAACCCUAUCAACGCCAACCCUAUCAACACCAACCCUACCAACACCAUUAUUCUUACUACUACCCCUACCAACACCAACCCUACCAGCACCAAUCCUACCAACACAAUGACUCCUACCAAUACGACCACCCCAACCGACACCAUCACUCUUCCCAACAACAGUCCUAUCAAUGUUACCUAUCCUACAAACGCCAACUCUAUAAACACCUUGACCCCUACCAACACCACCACCACCCCAAAUAAGAAAUAAUACAAAAUAAAUAACAUUACAACAUCGCUGCACCCUUUGCAUGUUAGCGUGCUGCGCUACGAAGCCGGCGACCGGAGUUAAAUUUCCGCUCAUGGCCAACACCAGUGAUCGACUCAGUCUCAAAUUAGUGCCUGGUACUCAUUUAGCUGAGGCUACCUCGCAUGCCAGUCUGUUAAAUCUUUACGGGGGAUCUUUGUCUUUGACAUAUCUGUGGGCUAGAGUGUAGCUUGAUUUAUUGUUCAUGUGAGGGAUGCGCUUUGCCUGCAGCCGCCACUACAUCUCCGCUCAUGUGUGUUUAGCCGUGUCAGUGACGCGCCACGAUGUCGCUACUGCUGCUGUCACUGUCACGACCCGGUCGGUGCAGGGUGCUCUGGGACGAAAUAAAAAAGUGGCACGAGGAUUAUCGCUGCUACUUCAGCAGAUCAAGAACGGUUCUCAUGGAGUCAUCAAAAUGCACCUGAAAUCACAGCUGACCAUCUCAAUCACAUCUGUGAAAUGUCAACGGUGGUGUCCGUUGCCCCUGCUGUGAGUGGUGGAGAUGUCCUUGAGCAGUGGUGAUGUCCCUGAGUGGCGGUGGAGAUGUCCCUGAAUAUUGGUGGAGUCUGUACAACGCGGCUGCUGUAUUCGUGAUUAAAGAACCUGAGCCGAGCGUGCUUGGUGGAGCUCAGCAGAAGGUGAUGAGCCGGAGGUGUGAACUGAAAGUUCGAGCUCAAGGCGUGAGCUCAAGGUGUGAGCUCGAGGUAUAAGCUGGUGAUGCGGUCUGGAGGUGAGCACGCGGUGUCCCUGUGCUCACAAGCGUGGUGCGGGAGG
Messenger RNA from Lethenteron reissneri (Far Eastern brook lamprey), 3174 nucleotides. RefSeq lists its product as uncharacterized. The record is from RefSeq and is a predicted model, not a curated record. NCBI's taxonomy places the organism in Eukaryota, Metazoa, Chordata, Hyperoartia, Petromyzontiformes, Petromyzontidae.